Molecule: messenger RNA, 2600 nt
Organism: Cyprinodon variegatus (sheepshead minnow)
Lineage: Eukaryota; Metazoa; Chordata; Actinopteri; Cyprinodontiformes; Cyprinodontidae
Gene: klhl13
Product: kelch-like protein 13
Exons: 8
Coding region: 1-2034 (677 amino acids)
Biological process (GO): regulation of cytokinesis; protein ubiquitination
Cellular component (GO): Cul3-RING ubiquitin ligase complex
Molecular function (GO): cullin family protein binding; ubiquitin-protein transferase activity
Source: RefSeq, a predicted model, not a curated record
AUGCCGUUAAAAUGGAAAAGCGGUUCUCCUGUCAGCUGGAAAUUCCCAGUGCCAGUUCUUAAGACAUCCAGGUCCUCACCCCUUUCGCCUGCCUACAUCCAGCAACACUCCUUUAUGGUUUGGACAACCCACUCUCUCCUCACUCCGACUUACCACCUGACGGGAUCCCUCGUGGAGGACGACGACCCUCACAUGAAAGUCGCUCUAGGCUAUGGGGAAAUGGGCAUCCCGGCUCACCUUCAGGCAUCGAAGACCGGAAACACGCGAUUCUUCACUAGCAAUACGCACAGCUCUGUGGUUCUUCAGGGAUUUGAUCAGCUGAGAAUAGAAGGUUUGCUGUGUGACGUGACGCUGGUUGCUGGGGAUGGCGAUGAAGCUUUUCCUGUUCAUCGUGCAAUGAUGGCCUCAUCCUCCGACUACUUCAAAGCUAUGUUCACAGGUGGAAUGAAAGAGCAGGAUUUAAUGUGCAUCAAGCUUCAUGGAGUUAAUCGAAUAGGCCUCAAGAAGAUCAUCGACUUUAUCUACACUGCAAAGUUGUCACUCAACAUGGAGAACCUGCAGGACACACUGGAAGCUGCCAGUUUCUUACAAAUCCUUCCUGUGUUGGACUUCUGCAAGGUUUUUCUCAUUUCUGGGGUUUCGCUUGACAACUGCGUUGAGGUUGGGCGAAUUGCGAACACAUACAACCUGACAGAGGUGGACAAAUAUGUCAACAACUUCAUCCUGAAGAACUUCCCCUCUUUACUUGGCACUGGAGAGUUUGUCAAGCUGCCGUUUGAAAGGCUGGCUUUUGUGCUGUCCAGCAACAGCUUGAAACACUGCACUGAGUUGGACUUGUUCAAGGCUGCUUGCCGCUGGUUGCGGUACGAGGACGGCCGGAUGGAAUAUGCAGCAAAGCUCAUGAAGAACAUUCGCUUUCCCCUCAUGAACCCACAGGAACUCAUUAAUCAUGUACAAACAGUGGAUUUUAUGCGCACAGACAACACUUGUGUCAACCUUCUAUUGGAAGCUAGCAAUUACCAAAUGAUGCCCUACAUGCAGCCGGUAAUGCAGUCUGAACGGACAGCCAUUCGCUCAGACAGUGCCCACCUGGUCACAUUGGGAGGUGUUCUGCGCCAGCAGCUCGUUGUUAGCAAGGAGCUGCGACUCUUUGAUGAGAAAGCUCACGAGUGGAAGGCGCUGGCUCCCAUGGACGCCCCUCGCUACCAGCACGGUAUUGCAGUCAUCGGCAACUUUCUUUAUGUUGUGGGUGGCCAAAGCAACUAUGACACCAAAGGAAAAACGGCAGUAGACACGGUGUUCCGGUAUGACCCUCGCUACAACAAAUGGAUCCAGGUGGCAUGCCUUAAUGAGAAACGCACCUUCUUCCAUCUCAGCGCUCUCAAGGGACAUCUCUACGCUGUCGGUGGAAGGAAUGCUGCUGGGGAGCUCGCUACUGUAGAGUGCUACAACCCAAGGACAAAUGAAUGGACGUAUGUUGCCAAAAUGAAUGAGCCACAUUACGGCCAUGCUGGGACGGUGUACGGUGGUUACAUGUAUAUUUCAGGAGGUAUCACUCAUGACACUUUCCAGAAGGAGCUGAUGUGCUUUGACCCAGAUGCAGAUAAAUGGACUCAGAAGGCCCCCAUGACGACGGUGCGCGGCCUCCACUGCAUGUGCACGGUGGGCGACCGGCUGUACGUAAUAGGGGGCAAUCACUUCCGCGGCACAAGCGACUACGACGACGUCCUCAGUUGCGAAUACUACUCCCCCGCCCUUGACCUGUGGACGCCCAUUGCCCCCAUGCUGCGAGGUCAAAGCGAUGUGGGCGUGGCCGUGUUUGAGAACAAGAUCUACGUGGUGGGCGGCUACUCCUGGAACAAUCGCUGCAUGGUGGAAAUAGUACAGAAAUACGACCCAGAAAAAGACGAGUGGCAGAAGGUGUUUGACUUGCCGGAGUCGCUAGGCGGGAUCCGAGCCUGUACACUCACAGUUUUCCCUCCUGAGGAUAUCUCAGGCUCGCCCUCCAGAGAGUCGCCCCUCUCAGCACCUUGAUAAAUAACGAGGGGGAGGCUCUGCUAUGUUCAAACGCCCGUUAACCUUCCCCAUGCAACCUUUUCAAUAAACACUCCUUUUAGACUUUGUUUGCACUUCUUUCUCAGACAUCUGUUCGGCGUAGCCGAGUCCUCAUCCCCUAAAACUGUGCAGGAAGCUCUCCCUGAGUGGUUAAGUCUACAUAGGACAUGGCUUGGCAACCUAAUUACAUGUCAAUGUUGCGUACUCAGUAUUUUUUGGCAGGAAAUACCUUGACUUGAAACUUGACUUUGCAAAUCAACUUUUCUACCUGAUGUCCACAGAGUUUUCUUACGUCCCAUUUCUUUUGCUGUUCGACCUUGAGAUGUUGACUACAUUGUGACUCUCUUCUACGCUAUGCCAGGUUGAAUUACAGGUGACCCCAGGCAGCAGCAGUGGUAGAAGAGCUCCAGAACUGAUGGUUUUUAACUCAGGGGUUGGCCCGGGCCCCAUCUGCGUCUCUUACAGUUUCAGCUCUUUCCUGCUGUUGGUAUGAAACUGUUCAAGAAACGAUGUUUUCUAAAUUUAAUAAACAUGAUUUUAAAAAA